AUGACCUCCGAGGUGUCAUGGCACCUGACGCCGGCCGGUAUACUUCCGAGUUUCUCGCCGUCGAAAAGCCCCUCAAAGGCGGUCGACUACCCCCGGCUCUUGGAGGCCCUCGCGGUGCACAAAGAGGCCGAAAACGCGGAGAUCCCGGAGUACGAGGUGUUCACAGACGCGGCCAUCUUCAACACGGAGAAGGCGCUCCGCGGCGCGUUCCUAAACCCCGCGUACAUGCUCCAGAACUUCAGCAGCUUCCUUGCGGACAUCGGCGACACGCACGUGAACGACCCCAUCAACUUUGCCUCGGUGCGCGACCAGUCCUUGCGGAAGUUUCUGACGCGGCGCAACGCGGGACUUGAUAGCCAUUGGGCCACAUUGCUGAUCAUGCAGCAUGGCGACGCCCAGCGCAUCGAAGACUACCUCAUCCACGAGUUGUUGAAGUGCCGAAUCAUCAUGCGCAUGCGUGUGCAGCUGCGGCUCCGCGGCCGCUCGUGCUACCGCAAGGCGGCCAGCGAGCAGUUGGUGCAAGGCAACUUCAUCAACUACAUGUGGCACGUGCUCAAGCUUCCCGAGUGCUCCGCCCGGCAGGCGCUGGACUUGACGGACACGCAGAAACGGGACUAUGACAUGAAACGAGCUUUUGGCCACGCUGCCGACGCGCUCCACGCGUUGAAGCCGGACAACUACGAGGGCGACAUUCUGGCCCAGCUGCCGCGCAUAGAUCUCGUGUUGCAGUCCAUCCGCAAGAUCGCCGUGGACUUCGUGCUCUUGGAGAAGUACGCCGUGCAGAUCUUGGCCAAGUUGAACAACGACUUCUUGAUCGAGGGCCGCAUCACCAGCCAUCUUUUCAGCCUCCACCACCUCAACCUCCAGUUGGGCAACCAGGAGUCCUUGAAGGUCUUGGUCUUCAACAGCUCCUACAGCGCUGCGUACUCGUGGCAGCUCGCGGUGACAAUUCCGUUCGUGUACGUGUUUGAGGCCAGUUUGCUGAGCGAGAAUCUGCCGCUUUCCGACGACCAUGCUCAGCAACCUCAGAACUCACCUUCCCGGACUUCCCUCAAGGAAAAAGAUCUGGCGUUGUAUAAAAACUUCUUCUCGCGUUUGGGCUUUGCUGACUAUGCCGCCUUCAAGCGGCUGACGUACAAAGAGUUGGCGGAUUUGCAGCAAACACACGGCAACAAGGUGGCUCCCGGCAAGCUUCAAGUCAAGCCCAUCAACUUCGAGUACUACUCCCGCUCGCUCUCCACCAUCCAGUCCGAUACGUUCCACGUGAUCCAGUGCCGCGACAUGCGCUCUCAGGUCUCGCCGUCGAAUUAUGAGCGACUCCUCCGCGAGUUCCAUCGUCUUUUAAAAAGUGGAGGCGUGCUCGAGCUUCCCAUGGUUCUUUGUGGGCUGGGAGAGACGGGGCUCUUCAAAUUGCCCGACAAGCGGGACAUGAAGCGGAGAGCUGACUGGCUUGAGAGCUACACUUUUGAUACCAUGAGAGACAUCAUUGCCAUCUUGGGGAUGUUGUUUGGCGCGCAGAACGUGAAAUUCUCCACGCUUCUUUUGACUUCGAAAAACCGAAUGAUCAGUUAUCUCAUCAACUACACAGGCAUGUUGAUUCGCGAGCUGCUAAGCGAGCUUGAACAGGCAGACGACUGUACCAGGGCGGCCAAGAACGUUGAAGAACUAGACGAAAACGACCUCAAUUUUUAUUUCUACAUCAGAGCCGAGAAAGCAUGA
Metschnikowia bicuspidata var. bicuspidata NRRL YB-4993 is the source of this 1719-nucleotide messenger RNA. RefSeq lists its product as uncharacterized. The record is from RefSeq and is a predicted model, not a curated record. NCBI's taxonomy places the organism in Eukaryota, Fungi, Ascomycota, Pichiomycetes, Serinales, Metschnikowiaceae. The transcript has a single exon. Bases 1 to 1719 code for a protein of 572 amino acids.